This is a messenger RNA of Symbiodinium sp. CCMP2592, 2073 nucleotides long. NCBI's taxonomy places the organism in Eukaryota, Dinophyceae, Suessiales, Symbiodiniaceae. The record is from the annotation of a GenBank genome assembly.
AUGCAUUUCUCCCCAUCAGUCACCCUGCCGUACCACCGGCUCACUUGUCUGAAGUCGGGAGGGGGCCUUGACCUUUUCAAGCGCGCCCGGGCUCUCCCAACCUCCCGAGUUCCCCUGACUCUGGGCGUGCCGGCUCCUAAUGCUGCUAAGCCCAUCACACAUGUCGGCGCCUCGUUCUCCGUCGAGUUGCAUAUGGUGCUACUGCUCCUCCAGGCGUGCCGUGUUUCUGCCUGGGAAGGCCUAUUCGAUCAAACGCGUGCUGCCAGCGUUGACUGGCAAACCCACCGACAUGAGCUCCAGGUCGCCCGAGAAACGCUAUUGCCCUCACGGUCGCAUCGCCGCAUUAGCCAAACGUGGGAAGUGCCGCGCGAAGAUGUGGCCCCGCUGUAUCUCGAAGCGGCUAACUUACGAGGCCGCUCGUUCUGUGAGCUAAUCAAUAAUUUGCUGGACGACCCGGAUGGCUUGCUCAUAGCGCACAUCCAUGCUAUCCUCGUAGCACGGGGCACAAACCGCACCUCGCUCAACAUCCUAGGGUGCCCGGGAUCUUCCAAAACGUUUUCACUCUUGCUCGCCAUCAUGUGCAUCGAUGCAGUCCUUGACUUUCCUGUGGUCUGGACGUCGCAGCAGCAUGCUGCUCUGAUCGCGGUUCUCAUGAUCUCGCACAAUGUCCUAGCGGAUGCCCCGCUGUGGCUACGGCGCAGGAUGGUCGUACGCCGUGUAUCGGGCAAGCAGGAACUCUCCUCGACCGUGCAUGACCACGUCCCGCUAGCCCAUGGGGCAGGCCAAAAGGGGCCGACGCCAGGCGGGUUGCUGGAGUCGUUCCUCGAAGCCAGAGGAGUGCCGAUGGAAGAGGACCCUCCGGGAGCUCAACAGCUGGGGCGAUAUAGUUCGGAGGUUCAUACCGCCCUAGUCCGCUGCCGGGCCCUCAUCAUUGACGAAGGGCAGCAGGAAGGACAUGCCGAGUCCGUUAACGUCACGGAGGCAGCAGAAGAGGCGACUAGCAGGCUCGUUCAUUCCACCCAGCUCGGCCCGUUACGGGUCAGCGCCGUCUCAUGCAUAUGGGAUGCCGUUCAGGGUGAUGUACAGAACGACUCCCAGGACAGUUCUGCUGAGAUAGAACUGCGCCCGGAAUGGGCACGCUGGCUCUUUCUUACACCCACGCCACCGGUACGGGGCUGCCUCUUGAGGGACGCCCCGGAGGCAGGCGGCUGUGAUGUGCAACUAGGCGACCGGUGCUGUUGGAUCCCAUACGCCGCCUUGCUACGAGUGCGCGGCCGGCCGUGCUUCUCGUGGCAAGGCCUCACGGAGGGCGAUAUCGCAGCGGCCAUCGCGCCCGCAGAGCACCUAGGGCCUAGCGGCACCCUCACCUAUAUGGCCAACUUAGCUGCCAUGGGGGCCCGGCUCAAAAUGGCCAAAAACACGUACCAGGCCGAGGGUCUUGAGGCGAUCAAUGGCGUGGCCUUCAAUCUGGGCCUCGUCAGCUCUGCUCGCUUGCUCACGGAAGUGUAUCUCUUCAUCACAUCGGUGCGAUAUCCGCAAGCGGUGCAGUGGACGCUUGAUGACCUCCGUGACCUACUCCUGGCGGUUCUGACGCACCUAUACAUCACCCAGGGACACCGCGUAAGAGCCGUAGGGGGUCAGCGUCUAGUCCUAGUCAACCCGUCUAAUCGCCUGCUCCACAAUUUUCAAACAUUUGUGGGUCUGAGCAAUGCUGGACUGACGGACGAGAAUGACGAGCUCCAUUCUAGCGACCGCAUACAGGGCAAACUGCUCGAGGACUGGGUCAGUGAACAGGACCCACACAUGCCGAGGCCGGCCGGCAUUACCAAUGCCCAGCAAGCCGGCAUAGUCCUGCGCUUUUUCGGGCGUCACCAUGCUGAGCUGGGGCCUUUCAUCGACCUAUAUUCCGCGACGGCGUGUGCGGGGUCUACCGGCUCGGUUCAUCUUUGCAUUGUGGACCGCACGGGAGAUUUCACGGAGAGUGGUGAAGCUGCCCACCAAAGACUCACCGCUGCCCUCACACGGGGUACGGGACCGCUUUUAGUUGUCUCACCGGCGCAUACGGAUCCCUGA